This is a messenger RNA of Nicotiana tabacum (common tobacco), 2915 nucleotides long. RefSeq lists its product as uncharacterized. The record is from RefSeq and is a predicted model, not a curated record. Gene Ontology annotation, cellular component: cytoplasm. Gene Ontology annotation, molecular function: protein binding. NCBI's taxonomy places the organism in Eukaryota, Viridiplantae, Streptophyta, Magnoliopsida, Solanales, Solanaceae.
GCAUGUUGUGUGGCCGCAGGUGACCGUGUAAUUUGCGCGUAUCUGUCUACCCCUUUCUCUCUCCUACCUAUUUCUAGUCUCUUCUUCCUUUUUUCUUCACCCUGCACAAAAUACCCCUAACCCCCUCUUGACUCCCAGUUUUGACAAAUCUAAUUAAUUUUUUGACACCCAUUUUUGAUCCUAGGAUUUUUCAGCAAGUUUUGUUUCCUCAAAGUCACAACCUGGCAUACUAUUUCUUGGACAGGGGAAUUAUUUUGGUGAAGCUUCUGGAUAGAAGCAGCAGAUAUUAACACUCUGGCAUAUACUUCAGUGAAGUCCUCUCCCCCUUUUGAAUGGGAUAGGGUUGAGGCUAGAAGAAGAACACUUGUUGGAAUUUCACUUGUUAAUUAUCUUUCUUCUUCUCCAAAUUGGUCUCUUUCAUGGCUUUGGUGUUUGCCUAUUGAUUAUGGCUAAUUUGCCUUUCACACUCUGAGCUCUGACUUGUUUCAAGAUUCCAUCUUUUGAAUUGAAAAUUUUCAAAGAUCAAAACUUUUUUUUUUUGUGGGGGUAACAAAGAUUAGUAAGAUUAGAAGAGCUAACAAAUUGGAACAAAGAAAUGGCAAUUUGCAACUGCUUCCGUGGUCCAGUAAGGAGAAACAGGAAAGAUAAGGGAGAUAAGAGAGUUCCAAAAACUACUGAUGUGACUUCACCAGUUGAAAGUCCUGUGAAAUCUACUGCUAAAACUGAUGACUCCAAAUCAUCUUCUUUUCUUGUUCCUUUACCUUUUGGGAGUUCUAGGACCAAUGUCAAGGUAAUGAAUCAUGAAAGUCCUGUUAAGGGAGAUACAGAAGAGGUGGCGUAUGAAGGGGAAGAUGAGCAUGACGAGAGCUUGUCGAUGAAGAGGGACAACUCUGAUUUUGAUCUUCAAGCACGCGUUCAUAACUCAAAUGACGAGUAUGAUCAAUCAUUCAGCAAAGAGAUUAAUCUUAAUUGCUCAUUUGAAUGUGAAACGAAUGACCGGUAUCAUAAGAAAUCUGAGAAAGAUGAAGAGGUUGUGGAGAUAAUGAAAAGUGGACACAUUAGUGACCCGGGGUUUGAUAAAGUAGAAUCUUGGGCUUCUCCAAGGCUUCAGCGCUCCUGCUCCGAUUUAGCAAUUAGGGAUAUGUUCACUAAAAUGAGUGACCAGCUAUCACUCUCGAAAUCCCAAUCUUUUGAUGAGAUGCAGAGAUUAGCUGAGAAGAUGACUUUGGGAAGUCCAGCAUCCGUGUUGACACAUCGCAGCGCUGACAAAGUUAUGUUGAAGAAGCAUUCUUCAAGCCAACUCCUACCAUCAAGAAGUCGAAAUUUAUGGUGGAAAUUAUUUCUAUGGAGCCAUAGAAAUGUACAAGGAACAGGUGGUAUCAAACAACACCCAAUCCUUGCUAAGAUGGCUCUAAACCAACAGGGCGGGUACUCCUCGGACACACUAGAACUAGGGAAAGGCAUGGAAUUGAGCAACUUGGGGUCUCCUGGUUCAUUCACUGCAGAAUCCUUGAACAAAGGGCGCUACGACAAGGGCAAGGAUGUCUUAGUUGACUUCCAAGGAGCAAGUGGUUUUUGGCCGCAGAAUCAGUGGGUUGCUUUCCCUGAAGAAUCCUCUAGAUUUAUGAGAAUUAGUGAAUGGGUGAGCGAGCUUCCUGUUCAUCCACCAUGCUUAAUUGAUGAACAUGAUCAUGUUGAAGACGACAUGGAUCUCCCACCUUCUCUUGAUGCUGGUAAAUCACCAGCAAGAAACUCAUCUCUCAUCAGCCCACACCCAAAUACAAAUGUCUCAGAAGAGGUUGCACAUGCUAAUACUGUCAUCCGGUCUCUCAACCUGUCUUCAACGGUUGCUCACAUUGCCGGUGCUGGUCUGAAAGUUAUCCCUGCAAUGUCACACUUAUCUAGCCUUCGAUCUGUCAAUUUAUCAGGCAACUUCAUAGUUCAAAUAACUCCAGGAUCACUACCAAGGGGUCUGCACGUUCUCAACUUAUCAAAAAACAAGAUCCACACAAUCGGAGGACUCAGGGAAUUGACACGCCUGCGCAUGCUUGACCUAAGUUACAACAGAAUCUCUCGAAUUGGACAAGGUUUGUCGAAUUGUACGCCCAUCAAAGAACUCUACUUGGCUGGUAACAAAAUAAGUGAUAUAGAAGGGCUGCACAGACUUCUGAAGCUGACUGUUCUAGACUUGAGCUUCAAUAAAAUAACAACUACUAAAGCACUUGGUCAGCUUGUGGCAAACUAUAACUCUCUGCUGGCUCUAAAUCUAUUGGGCAAUCCAAUCCAGAGCAAUAUAAGUGACGAUCAACUGCGGAAGACAGUUUGCAGUUUGCUUCCAAAGCUAGCUUUCUUGAACAAACAGCCAAUUAAUGCACAGAAAGCCCGAGAGGUAGGAACAGAAGCAGUUGCAAAAGCAGCAUUGGGCAGUAGCAGUCGGGGCACUCAUAGAAGAGCAACCAGGAAAGUUGGAACUGGAGCUUCUUCAUCUGCUAGCGUGCAUAGGAGCAGCGCCAGUGUUGCUCAAAAGAGCAGGCAUAGGCUAAGAAGCCGAACUCAACAUCAGUCUUCCAAAGCCAAGUGAUCUGCUCUAGGCAUCAUCGCCUUCCUAAAUUGUUUCAUACUCGUGGACAGUGCAAUCCGAAAAACCAUGGUUCAUAUUCAUGGACAAUGCAAUUCCAGAAAGCAUGGUGUUCAGUGUGUUUCAAUUUUGUUUAUUAUUUUUAUUUUGUUCUUCAAAAGAGGAGUGAUUAAGAUAUUCAUGUUAAAUUGUGGAGGUUGUUCCUCAAUUUCCAUUGUGUUAUGGAAGUCUGCUUGAAAGCCAGGUACUUGUGGCUUCAGGUGCUUGUCUUUCUAUAAUUGUUGAAUUAACAUGUUUUUCCACAUUGAUUGCACCUUUAUAAAUGUACUUCGCUUCU